UGUUUUUUUAGAAAUAUAAAUUUUAUACAUAAAAUACCAUGGAGUUUGAUCAAAGUGAUAAUGACGAAGAAGAUUUUGCAAGUUUUAUUUCAGAAAAGAAAAAAAAAGAAAGUCUAGAACGGAAGAGAAAAUCUAAAGGUGGUCCUAUAUUUCGUAGUGAUAAAAAAGGAGAUACUCAUACUCCGAUUGGCUUAAAGCAAAAGCAUGUGCAUGGUGUUGUUGGACCAGCAGACUAUAUGUUUGAUCAAACUAGUCCAAAUAGUGAGGUUUCAACUCCAAACUCAAUCUCUAGCCCUAGUCUUACAAGUACACAAUUACAAAACACACCCUUAAGUACUGCAACGAGUAUACAGCAGCGUUCAAGUCAAUGGAAUACACCACAACUUAACCAAUUCACUUCAACAACAAACUAUCAACAAGUUUAUUCUCCAACAGUUACCAACAGCUCAUCUCAACAACCAACUAUUUCUUUUUCUAAUAAUUUUUUGGCUCAACAAGUGCUUCCAAACAGAAUAGAUAGACCACAUUCAGCUGCUGCAGUUUUGACAACAAAUGAUAAUGCAUUACCUUCAUCUCCUUUACCAUUUAAACAAUCUUUUAAGUCAUCUAAUUGUAAUGAUGUAUCACCACAAAAAGUAACCUUAUUAUCUCAGGCUAUUUCAAGUAACAUUCAACUACCAGCAACACCAACACUUGCAUUCCAAAGAAAUCAAUCUUACUCAAAUGCUAUAUCUGUUCAGGGAGCAAAAACACAACCUGAUAAUGAAACAAAUGGUUUUAAUGCAAACUUUGAAAUGGUUCAAGAGUUAAGUACAGAGCAUAAAAGAUCAUCUCCAGAGAAUACUUCAACACUUCAAUCUGUGGGACUUUCUACUGAAUUAUGGAAUUCAUCAUCUGUUCAAAAUGAAUGUUCAGUAGAAGCAGAGUGGGCUAAUUUUCCAGGCCCUGCUUCUUCUCAAAAUGAAUUAAAUGACAAUGAAUCAAAUAGCUCAGCAUCUAGAAUGAAUGAAGAUGCUGAGAGCAUACCUGGAAGUGAGAGUAGUUUAGAUAGUGAGAUUGAUGAUACUGCUUGGCAAAUAAAUGAUGAGCAGCGUGAAUAUUAUACUAACCAAUUUAUAAAUUUAAAUCCAGAAAAUGGGUUUGUGAAAGGACCACUAGCUCGUGAGUUUUUCUUGAAAUCAAAUUUACCUACUGAAACAUUAUCAAAAAUUUGGAAUUUGUCUGAUUUGGAUAAAGACUAUGCACUUAACUUGGAGGAGUUUUGUAUUGCUAUGCACUUGGUAGUAGCAGUUAGACAUGGAAUGGAACUGCCAUCAUUUCUUCCAAUAACUCUUUUACCUAAAAUUGUUGAUGAAGCUAACCCUUUUGAAGCAGAUCUUGGAUCACCUGAUGAUGAAAGUUUUGAGGAUAAUGAAUAUGCCACAAAACAAAAGUGGGGAGACGAGAAGUUUAAUUGUUUAAAUGAAAGUUUAGAAAGUUCAGAGGUUCUUUUAACACAUGUUCAACCAUUGCAUACUUUAUCAGAUAUUAACACAGAAAUGACUUCUGCUCCAAGUUUAGAAAAUAUUGAUUCAGUUGAUGCUGCAUAUUCACCAAAUGUUCGUAAGGGUUCAACCCCUUUUUUUAAAGAUAGUCAAGCUGCAAUUGCAAGACCACGGGCAUCAGGAAAUAAAAAUGUAAACCUAAUGGAUGCAUCUCCAUGGCAACUUUUACCACCUCCAUCAUCAAAAAUAAGUUUAAAAAAAUCUUUAAAUUUAGAUAGUAAUGAUGACCUCUCUAACUUUGAGAAAAAUGCUUCUCUUGUUAGUAUUGAUAGAUCAGGGGAUGCAUUAGAUAAAAUUGAAAUGUCAGAUUGUGCAUUGGAUGGAAUAUCUCCAGUUUCUGACUUUGAUAGUAACAAUGACCAAUUAAAAUUAACAACAAAACAUUCUACCUCAUUGCUAAAGGAAAAAUCUCGUUCUAUUGACAGUUUACGUUCAGAUAUUUCUGAAAGCAAUGAAAAUCAAUAUAAAAAACCAGUUGUUCGAAUGGAAAAAAGACGUUCUCUUACAUUUGAUAAAGUGUCUUGCUCAUCAGAAACCUCUCUUCAUGAAAAAAUGAAAGAUUUUGAACUUCCUCCUGUUCCUCCACCAAGAAAUAGAGGACAUGUUCGUGCAAGUUCCUUAGAUAUAAAUCAUCUUUUAAACUCAAAAACCAUUUCUGUACCAGAUAUGUUAAAAGAACUUUCAGAAGAGGAUAAUCCUAAUGCAAGAAUAAAACCUGCCAAGCCACCCAGAAUUAGCAAGCCAUUAAAUGCUAAUAUAGAGCAAGGUUUAUUAACAUCUCCAACUCAUUUAAAACAUCAGUCUAAAUUGAAUCAGAGAACACUCUCUGUAGAUUCUGAGUUCACUUUACAUCCUAGAUCAAUAACGUCGGAAGAAAUAUUGAAACAGGAAGUUGCGGAAAAACAGGUAUCUUGUAAAGAAGAAAAAGUUAACAAACCAAAACCGAAAGUUCAGUUUGCUGAUAAUGUCUUAGAUGAUCCAUCUCAUAGCACAAUUGAAGUUCAAAUGAGAAGAAAUGAGUUGCAAGCUCGUUUGUUACUACUGCAAAGUAAAAACUCUACUCUGCUAAGCUUAAACAAAGAAUUAAAUAUGGAAUGGAAAGAACUUUGUGAGAAAAGAAUAACAUAUGAAAGUCAACUUCAGAAAUUGUUACAAAAAACUCACACGACCUAGUCAUUUUAUGUAAACAUUCAAAUAGUUUGAACUGCAAGUAUUUAUGGGUUGUCCAGUAUCAAAAAUACUUCCACUAAAAAAGGAUGACAGCCAUCAAACGAAAAUAUUUACUAUAUAUGAAAGUGUUUCAUAUGGAAGGAAAAAUGGUAUAUGUAGUUACAUGGAAUAGACUGAUGCAAUAUUAGCAACUUUAACAUUGUAUGAAAAUCUAAAAUCUCUUUAUGUUGUCUAAGUGGUAAACCUAAAGUUUUAUGAUCUUAGGACAAAUUUUGUGCAAGAUAGUAUGUUAAUAUAUUUUCAAUAAUUUUAUGAAUAUUUUAAUCAUAUACUUUGUGCUUUAAUUUUUGUUUCUAGUUUUUCCAUUUAAUUGUUUGUACUUGUUUUUAUUUCAAAGCUAAAAAGUCAGUUUUUGUUGUUUUUUUCCCAAAACUUUUAAUCAUUGAAGAAUUCUUUAAAUUUUUUUUUUUUUCUAUCGGCAUUAUAAAUAACGAAUUGAGAUUGAAAGUGCUUUAUAAUUGUCAUUUUUUUUCUUUACUAUUUCUCAAGAUAAGGUUGUUAUUUUAUUUUAUUUUUUUUUUUAUAAUUUUUUUUUAAAUGAUUUUGCAAAGUUUCAUCUAAUUUUAAACUACAUAGUAGGCCAUGUUUUUUUCUUUAUGGUUACCAUGGUUUUAUAUAAGUUAUUUGUUAAAGAACAGUGAACUGUUCAAAUGGUAUCAAUGUUUUUUUUUUUUUCUUCAGAGUUUAAAACAGAUAUUUUAUUUUUUGUAUAUUUUAGUUUGAUGCUUGAGUGUAUGAUAAUUUAUAACUUUUAUGUACAAAAGAAAGUGUGUCAAACUUGAUUAUGUAAAUAGUUGCUAUUUUUUAUCA
Hydra vulgaris (swiftwater hydra) is the source of this 3584-nucleotide messenger RNA. Its product is annotated as ralBP1-associated Eps domain-containing protein 1. Gene Ontology annotation, biological process: endosomal transport; clathrin-dependent synaptic vesicle endocytosis. Gene Ontology annotation, molecular function: molecular adaptor activity; protein binding. Gene Ontology annotation, cellular component: intracellular vesicle; presynaptic membrane; plasma membrane. The record is from RefSeq and is a predicted model, not a curated record. Lineage: Eukaryota; Metazoa; Cnidaria; Hydrozoa; Anthoathecata; Hydridae.